Melanaphis sacchari is the source of this 1263-nucleotide messenger RNA. Its product is annotated as ATP-dependent RNA helicase eIF4A-like. The coding region runs from base 265 to 510 and encodes 81 amino acids. The transcript has 3 exons. NCBI's taxonomy places the organism in Eukaryota, Metazoa, Arthropoda, Insecta, Hemiptera, Aphididae. The record is from RefSeq and is a predicted model, not a curated record.
AAAUAUAUCACCAUACACAAGAUAUUAAACCAUACAAAUAUAUCGGAUGAUUUUUUUGUCAUAUAAUAAAUGGUAUAAAACAUUUUUUCAUCUACUUUAUUGACAAAAAAUGGAUGUUUGACACUUAAUGUAGUUUGUUUAACACUCUUAGUAUCAUUCAGGCUGUGAUAUUUUGCAAUAAACACGAUAAGGUAGAUUCAUUGGCUAAAGACAUGCGUUUGAAAGCAUUGAAAGUCAUGCAUACAAGAAUGGAUCAAAGUCAACAUGAGAAUAUUCUGUGUCAUUUGUUCUGAUGAUAGUUCUAUACUAAUCACCACUCAUUUGUUAGCUCAAACCAUUGAUGUACAAGUGUCUUUGGUUAUUAAUUAUGAUUUUCCGCUCAAUCAUGAACAUUUUAUUCAGUGGAUUGAUCAUUCAUGGUGUAAGGGGGUUGUUAUUAAUUUCAUCACUAAAGAUGACACAUUAGCAAUGAAAUCUAGGCCUUUUUACAACACUUGUGUGAUGAAAUAAUCCAAUUCAUACUUCUCUUAUUCAGCCAAAAGUAGAUUAUAUGAACCAAGCUAAUAAAUAAUAAUCGUAUGUUAUUAUCAGUAAACAUAUCAACCAAUAGUUUUUUUUUUCAAAAUGCAUUCUCGUUGUCAUUACUGUGAGUCAUUACAUAAGUUAUGAUUACAGCUCAUGAGAAUUUUGUAAAUUUAGAUUUAGUUUUUUGACAUCUAGAUAUUUAAAAUGUUAAUCAUUUUCUCGAAUCUGGAUUAUAGUGAUGUUGUUCAAACAGCAAUAGAUAAUUGUAACAGAACUUAUAAUCAGCUAGAUUGAAUAGAUGAAUAUAGUGAAAGUAGUAAUAGAUAUGGUUACAUAUCAUACGUUUCAUACAAAAUUAAGUAAUAAUUAGAUAAAUUAAAAAUUAAAUUAACUUUUCACAAAUGUCAGUCAAAUUGUGUUAUACUUAUAAUUAUAUUAUAUUUUUUAUCAAUACAAAAUUAAAUGUUAACAGUUUUAUUUAUAUUUGAUUAAAUUGAAAAUAAAGAAUGGAUCAUAAAAGAAUGAUGGGAAUAAAAACUUUUAGUGACAAAACAGGUACGUGUUUUGGUCUUUUCUAUUUUGUAUGUUUAUUAUUGUAGAACAUGAAAUUAUAUUUUAUAUUAUUCUCAUCUUCUAGGAUUACCAAGAAUUUAGUUGGAGAAAUGAAUUUAGUUUAGAUGUUAAAUUGCUAUGGAAUAUUUUGUAGAAACAUAAAGCUUUUUUAUAAAUUGUGUUUUA